CUGGCCGCGGUUCUGUUCUUAUUUUCAGAAGAGCAGCCUGGAGCGCAGAGAGCGCGCGCUGCGCUGGGUCUCACAGUGUCCUGCAGGGUCCUGGUCUGUGAGUAGGACCUGCUGGGUUUAUAUGAGCUCAUAUUCUGCUCCCUCCCUGCGUUUCUCUCCGGUUUUGAGUGAUAUUUUGGAAUGAGCUGCUUUCUCGCCAGCGUCGUUUUCCCUCCAGCAUGGGAACUGCCGUGUCCAGAAGGAAGAGUCUGAGAAACGAUGCCAUUUCGUCGGUGGCGGCAAAAGUUAGAGCAGCCAGAGCAUUUGGAGAGUAUCUUCACACUCAUCCUGAGAGCCGGAACGGAUCAGAUCACUUACUGUCUGACACCCUCAUUGGCCACGACUCUGAUUCCCCAGACAGCGUGUGCACUCAGAACAACAAUCACCACCACAACUACCCCUUACAGGACCCGUCCAGCAGCAGCGGCGGCGGUGCUGACCCCAGCCUGAUUAACCCCACCCUGGGCCUCCUGCAGCCUCCGCCUCUUCCUCCACCUACCUCCUCCACCUCCCUCUCCUCAACCUCCAAGAGCCGCCUGUCGCUGGAGCGCAGCUUCUCGGCCGAGGAGGAGCAGCAGAAGUGCGUGGAGUGCUCCCUGCAGCCGUCCCGGGUCUACACCAUCAGCGGCGAGAGCGCCAUGCUGACCAGCAAGGAGAGCCUGGAGCUGGAGGUGCUGAGGGGGGCGCGGGACACCGGGUCGACGUCCCAAACCUUGUGCCAACCCUCAGCCUCCUCAUCUACAUCCUCCUCACCCACCCAGCAGCAUCACCACCACCACGGAGGAGGGCCAGUAGGAGGCGUAGGUGCCGGACACCACCACGGCAACCAUCACCACAGCAACGAGCACCACGGCGGUACCAGCAAGGGUGGGCCCAACCUGCAUGGAAUCGGUGGAGGAUCCGGCAGCACUGGAGCCGGACCUUCCCAACAACAACACCAUCACCACCACCACCACCACCUCUCCCAGCCGCUCCAGAGCUCCGUCAGUGCCCACAACAUCCGUGGCUGGGGAGAAGCCAAAGAGUGUGGGCUGGCUUGUGAGUCCUGCCCCGGGGCACCGUCCAGGAGCCAGGGCUCGCUGGACCUGGAUAGCAGCACACGAGAGGCAGGCAAGCAGCCCCGGCGGCCGCUAGAGCGGAUGUGCAGUGUGGACCGGGUGACUGGGCUGGACAGAGACGACAGCCACUGGUACCCCAAAGAGAACAUGUUCAGCUUCCAGACUGCUACCACAACUAUGCAAGCGAUAUCGAAUUUCCGGAAACACCUAAGGAUGGUGGGCAGCAGAAGAAUGAAAGCUCAGACGUUUGCAGAGCGCAGGGCGAAGAGCUUCAACCGGUCCUGGAGCGACCCGACUCCAGUCAAGCAAGACUCGCUCCCCGACUCAAAAGACAGUGGUGACCUGCAGGCGUCCUGUGCCACUCUGGAAGAUGGAGGAUGUGAAGACUUGGAUUGGGAUGAGGAGAGGGAGAUGGAGAGAUUGGCAUGUGAAGGAGAUGAUUUCAUCCCUCCAAAAGUCAUGUUAAUAUCCUCCAAGGUACCCAAAGCAGAGUAUGUUCCAAACAUUAUUCGGAGAGACGAUCCUUCCAUCAUUCCCAUACUAUAUGACCAUGAGCAUGCUACAUUUGAUGAUAUAUUGGAGGAGAUCGAGAAGAGGCUUACAUCUUACCGAAGAGGCAGCAAGAUCUGGCGCAUGCUCAUCUUCUGUCAGGGCGGCCCAGGCCAUCUGUAUCUGCUGAAGAAUAAAGUGGCAACUUUUGCCAAAGUAGAGAAAGAGGAAGACAUGAGCCAAUUCUGGAAAAGGCUAAGCCGAUUUAUGAGUAAGGUGAACCCUGAGCCCAACCUGAUCCACAUCAUGGGCUGCUACGUUCUGGGGAAUCCCAAUGGAGAGAAGCUGUUCCAGAAGCUGAAGAACCUGAUGAGGCCUUAUUCGGUCACCUUUGAGUCACCACUGGAGCUGUCCGCACAGGGGAAGGAAAUGAUCGAGAUGUACUUUGACUUCCGUCUCUACCGGCUGUGGAAGACGCGGCAGCACUCCAAACUGCUGGACUAUGAGGAUCUGUUGUGACCCAGAGCAGCUCAGCAUCCCUCUGAGAACCAACCCAUCCCACCAGCUCUCAUUAAGGAGGACAGGAACUGGAGGUACAGGAGGAGGAUGAGGUACUGCAGACUGUGUGAGUUAGCCAUCAUGUAUUUCCACCUCUCUCCACUCGAGAACUUGAGCCAUUCUAGUGGGACACAGACUCUCAGCGGAGCGCAUGUACCGGAGUGGACGCGUGCCAAGGACGACGUUUCCUGUCUGAAUAAGCAAAAAAAAAGAUGGACGACAAGAGCGUGUGAAAAUCUGUCUUCUGCGGAGAUGCAGACAAAUGGAGGAGGACUGUUCUGUUUUUCUAUGUAUAGUAUAUCUAUUUCACUACGCUCUCACUACGAGACAAGCGUGCUUCAGACAGCAGAAGUCUUGUGUCUACGAUCAGGCUGACUUUCGAACCUUUUUCGAAAGUACAACGUAGACAUGAGAAGAAAUAAUACCACUAAUAUAUAGAUGUACAUACAUCUCAUUAAUAUCUGGUGUAGCUAUAGUCAUGCAAAUAAUCUAAAUGUUGGUGGUACAUAAUUUAUUUUUUGAUGUUUAUCGUCGUGGUCUUUCUAAUGAACUACUUUGAAUAACUCAGGUUUUAGCCAUUAUUGAAUAUGUUCAUUAAUAAUCCUCUGUCCAGAUGUGUUUGAGAGUCCUUGUUCGGUAUUUUGUGUGAAGAAUGUAUACUCUGCCGACUUGUAACACUUUCUGAAUUCGCUGCAGAAGAUGCCAGAGAAUCCUUCUAGCCAAACUCGGAAUAUGUUUCCCUCAUUUUUUUGUAGUCCAGUCUUCUGCAUUAAAACACUUCUCUCACCAUAUAUACACUAUGUCCUCAUAUAUAAAUGCAUAUCGUUUUUAAACGAGUUUUAGUUUUAGAGCAUAAUGGAAACAAAGCCAAUAGGAGCUGAAAUCAGGGCUCUGGAGUGCUGAGGUAAAGGCCAUUCAGUCUUUGGCUACUGACCUCCAUUGGGACCUGAAGUUGCAGUAGCUUAUAGAUAUAACGUUUAUCAGGAACACUAACUCUGUCUUCAUGGGCCAGCCUAGUAAAAUAAAAAGUGCGGUGUCAGCACUUACGGGGCAGCAGUGCUGCAGGGUUUUCGAGGGAAGCGAAUGCGGAAUGCACGUAGAACCAUGUUUAAAUAUCUCACCAUCAGUCAUAUCUCAUAAUUGGUCUUGCUCAGAUGUUGGGUCAUGUUGGAAAUGAUUUCCAUGUGCAUUAAAAGCCUUUUUUUCAUUGCAUAAAGUAGCUGAGAAUGAGCCUCCACAGGGCUUUCUGUGUAUCCUGGCUGGAAAACCUGGAAUAUCGUUGGAAAUUUUUUGGAAAUAUUAGUGAGAUUCUUGAAAAGUUAAAAUGAUGCCCACUUUAUUUAGAUUUGUAAUGCUGCACUCCCGCGUGGACUAAUAUCAUCAUGUUUUAUUGUGUUUAAUAUUGUACCUGGAAUUGUAAAAUCCUGGAAUUCCAGGAAUUUAGUAAAAAAUGUGUUCUUAAAA
Molecule: messenger RNA, 3608 nt
Organism: Astyanax mexicanus (Mexican tetra)
Lineage: Eukaryota; Metazoa; Chordata; Actinopteri; Characiformes; Acestrorhamphidae
Gene: nsmfa
Product: NMDA receptor synaptonuclear signaling and neuronal migration factor a
Exons: 15
Coding region: 219-2105 (628 amino acids)
Biological process (GO): regulation of neuronal synaptic plasticity; positive regulation of neuron migration
Cellular component (GO): nucleus; cytoplasm
Source: RefSeq, a predicted model, not a curated record